AUGGGUUGCUGUUCAUCGAAGGAGAAGCAGCCACCGAAGCAGGCGGCUCCCGCAGCUACCGCCGAGAAGGUGAAGGUGGAAACGGCGCCCAAGGAGGAGGUAAAGGUCGAGGUCCAACCGACGCAACAGUUAAGUGCGGAGGAGCAGCGGCUGGAAAGGGUGAAGGCAUUGAAGAGCGCCCUCUUCAGGUACGAGAAGUGUACCGUUAAUGGCGUGAUCACAUCCUUCUUCCCUCCCAAGGGCAUGUGCUUCCGCAUCGUCCGCGACGACACGUGGUACGUGUACAACGACACCCUGAACUACGAGAUGCACGUGAACUUCCUCUUCGCCCCCGGCUCAGCCAUCACACCCUCCAGCCGCGCGAAGGUGGCAACGUCCGCGAAUGGAUGGGCUGUUGUUUCCGCCGUGGUGUAUCCGUUGGAGACCGUCGAGUUGGUUUCGGGUGAGAUGGGGGUGCACAAGACAGAUGUCUCCGCCCACCCACUCUCGGAGGAGUACUACCGCAAGGUGGAGGUCCUCACUCGUGCGGCCGCCGACCAGAUUUUGAAGGUGAAGGAAUUGGCACGUGGCUCCACCGACGAGGAGGUGACACUGCGACGCUGCAUCGAGAGCAACACGCCCUUCGUUGAUCUGUCUUUUGAGCCGUGCGCGGNGCUCCACCGACGAGGAGGUGACACUGCGACGCUGCAUCGAGAGCAACACGCCCUUCGUUGA
Molecule: messenger RNA, 714 nt
Organism: Trypanosoma grayi
Lineage: Eukaryota; Euglenozoa; Kinetoplastea; Trypanosomatida; Trypanosomatidae
Product: cytoskeleton-associated protein CAP5.5
Exons: 1
Coding region: 1-714 (237 amino acids)
Source: RefSeq, a predicted model, not a curated record